UGCAAAGCGGAACUUGUGCAUGCAGGACCCCACAUUGGAAGGGCAGCACUGUGUGUGGGCGCCGUUUAAUGUCUGAAGGCAAUACAGAGGACAUCCACGAGAACAGACUGCUCCAGAGGACUUUUUGAAGCCUCUGAAUUUACAGCAGUGUUGUAGAAACUCCCGUAAUCUGUGUGCUCUGCUCAGUAGAAAUGUCACAGCACUCAGUCCGGGGGCUGUGUUGACACACAGACCCACAAGCAUCAUGCUCUUUAUUCCUCCAACUUCCCACCAAUGUCACAUUUUUCUGUCCUGACCAUUUGUAUUUUCCCCUUUCUGAGUCUCCUCUACUUACAGUAAGUAGUAAACAGUUUCUUCUAUCUCUUGUCUUUCAGGAUAUGCAAUUACUGUAGAUGCCUCUUUAUAAAGACCUCAAGUAAUGACAGUACCAAGACUCUAAAGGCUAGGGGAUUCCACUCACUCUCCUGUCUACAACCAUGCACCCAACUACAAGUUACACUUGCACCCUGAUGAAGUCGUCAGCAGUGCACUUACUUUAAGCCCAUGACUCUUAUGACUACGUGGUAUCAUAGGCAACUUCCUGAAGUCUCUACAGAGCAGCCUGUGAACACAGCACGAGUCAGAGCGCCUUAUCAUCUUCUCUGUGAAAGCCAGGGGACAGAAAAGAAAUAUUCAUCAAGAGGAGAAAGGUGUGAAUUAUAUGCUAGUUCACACCAGUGGCCAGACUCUGUUUCCUGUAUGCUGGGUAGUCUUUGACACAAAACUGCCUCCACCCACUUCAGAUGUCCAUCAGAAAUGAAAAUAACAGCUGGGAAAAAAUCAUGGGAGAUAAUGCAUCCUGUAACUCAAUUGAAAGGGAUAAUAUCACUAUUUGCCUGGAUAUUCCCUACAAAGACAGCAAGAUACUUCUAAUUGCUGUUUACAGCAUUGUUUUUGCCAUUGGUCUUCCAGCAAAUUGCUUAACAUCCCUGCUCACACUUGCACAAAUCCGAAGGAAUAAUGCAAUUGCCAUAUACAUUUUCAGUUUAUCAUUGUGUGAUCUGAUGUAUUUAAGUACCUUGCCUAUCUGGAUUAUCUACGUGCAACAGGAUCACCAGUGGACUAUGGGUGAACAGGUUUGCAGAUUGACAGGAUUCAUAUUUUUCUGCAACAUAUACAUCAGCAUUCUGCUUUUAUGCUGUAUUUCUAUGGAUCGUUAUGUGGCACUGGUGUAUGCUCUGGAAUCAAGAGGGAGAAGAGGACGUAAAAAGGCAAUCAUAAUAGUAUGUUUUCUUGUUGCUGUGGUUGCAGUAAUCCACAGUCCAAUAUUUAAAAUGACUAGUUUACAUAACAAGAACUGCUUUGAGACCUUACCCCUUGACAAAACACUGGCUUCUUUCAGCUUUGCCAGAUUCCUGUUUGGGUUUGUCAUACCUUUCACAAUUCUCAUCUUCACCAACUACAAGAUUUUCCAAAGAACAAAAACAAGUGACAGUGUGACUUGUCACCAAAAAGCCAAAGUGAAGUAUCUGGCAAUUGCCAUCAUUGUCAUUUUCCUGAUGUGCUUUGCUCCCUACCACGUGGUACUCUUAAUAAGAGCCAUAUACUUUAUGUUUCAUCAGGAUUGCUCGUGUUCAUUUGAAAAAAGCAUAUAUUCAGUUUUUACAGGGUUUUUGUGUUUAUCAACUGCAAAUGGCAUUGCCGAUCCUAUCAUCUACGUGCUGACUAGUGAAAACGUCAGGAAAGAUUUCUAUAGAAGUCUGAGAAGGUGGAAAUCAAACUCAUCCAGGCUCAACUCAUCCAUUAAUCAUAAGACUGACAGCAGCAAAUUGAAAAGGCAAAAAGAAUCACAGGAAGGAGUAUUAAGGGAAGAAAACAGAGAGACAUCAAGUUCAUCACAUGUGCAGGAGACCAUAUGCAGUCAUAAUAGCCAAGACCCAGAAGGUGGUAGCUAGCAGUUUGCAACUGCAGCUGGCUGCUGGCAGCAAAGAACUCCUCAAUGCAAUCUGCAGACUGCACAGUGCAGCACACACAUAUUUAUGUGCUGAUGUCCAAAGGAAGGGUUGGUUGGUUGUUUUUUUUACAGUACGUGGGCCAGCAACUCCUUGAGAACAUUAUGGGAACGUUACUUCUUAUUUCUGUUUCUAUCCUUCAAUGAGGUUUGCCCAUCAGUACCACCAGUGAAGGCCUUGCUUUGUGAAAAACGUGGAAUAGACUGUGAAACUGACUUUGACUCAAACUAAAGUCUUAAAAGCUUAUUUUUUGGACUCUUGCAUACUGAGAAUCAUUUACUUCUUCUGAGUUGAACAAAAAGAAACACCCAAGCUGGGAGAUGAAUGUGAGGCCCAUUCUUCUGGUUGAAAUCACCAGGUACAUAUUCAGAUUCUCAUGCAUGUAUCCUGUUGUUACAGUUUGUGGUUAACCAGUGGAAAAUAUAAAAAAUGAGGAAGUCUUUCAAGAGCCUUGAAAAUGUUCCUAAUGCUGCAAUAUGUAGUUUGAUCUACCUUGCAUAUACUGAGUAAAGAGCAAAACAGUGUCCUGGAAACGUGUAUAAACAGAAGUUGUGCCCUUCUACUGCUUGAUAUUUUACAUUUGGUAGAUUUUCCUUGUUUUGUUGUUAACUCUGGAACGGGGUGAAAUGUUUAGAAAAGAUAAACAUUUUCCGGUGGAAUCAGGGACUGUUUUUAUGCCAUCUCCAAGUAUCUGUUGAACUCAUGUUUCAUUUCUGACUACAAUAAUGCUUCCCUCACUGUAUCGAUCUGGAUUUUAGUGAACAGGAUCUAUAGGAGAGUAUAGACUUAUUGGCAAAGAAGCCUUUCUGACAAGGAAGGGUGGCAGCAUGAAGAACACAGUCCCUUCUCCUCAUUGAUGGGAAUUCCUUUGGACACACUGACAGCAUACACUGAGACUGUGCAUGGCAGAUUUCCUUGUUUCUGCCUCCAUUUUUUGUUCUGAAUAAACUACUGAUGGCAAUAUCCUGUGCCUUCAAACUAGAAAUUAUGAAAGAAGAAACUCUACCACCUGGCAAGAUUUAUCUAAAAAACCUUCUUUGUAUUUUUUAUGUGACCAAAAUCAAACAUCACAAAAGUUUAUUUCAGUACGAGUUUCUAAAGCGUUCCAUAGUGCCAUUCUGCUUUAUCUGCAAUGUUGUAUUUCAGUAAUAGUUUUAAAUUGGCAUUAAGUAUUUGUUAGUAUUUUUAAAUUGUGUUAGGUAUUUCUGUAUGUUAUACUUCGUUCUUACCCACUUUUGGGAAGAAGCACUGCACCCAAAUGGCAUAUCCUCAAGCUAAUGUAUUUAUGAUGCAUCUAAUUUUUGUGUUAUUUAAUGAGCCCUCUGACAUCUUCCUGUGAAAUGUUUGUCUUUUCAAAAGGAGUUUGCACGAUACUGAAUGUAAUAAAGAACUGUCUCCUGGAAAAAU
Molecule: messenger RNA, 3398 nt
Organism: Coturnix japonica (Japanese quail)
Lineage: Eukaryota; Metazoa; Chordata; Aves; Galliformes; Phasianidae
Source: RefSeq, a predicted model, not a curated record